ACGUUUUGAGAUCUGACUUGAAUGGUGUUGUUGAGUGUUUGAUUUUAUGUUAUAUUUGCAAAACCUCAAUUGAGUUUUAAGUAAUAUUAAAUUUUCUGCAUGAUCAUAUAAAUAUUUUAUUUUUCUUCAUGAAAAAUUAAAUUUUUGGAGACUGAAUGAUAUAAAUGUGAUUCUCGAAGAACUUAUUUAAGAAACUUGCAAAAACAUUAUUUAUAAUAAUCCUCUAGAAGCUUUUAAUUGCUUAUGUAUUACUGCGUGUAGUUUGUAAAAUACAUCUUCCUAUUUUGCUAUAUUAUCUCCUUCGAUAAUGGAUGUUGAUGAUACAGAAAUAAGGCUAGUUCCUACAGCUUCAGAAAACAUGUUACAACCGUCGUCGAUAUCAGAACGAAACAUGUUAACAAAUGGAGCUCUUUUAAAGAAAAUUCCUAAAACACGAGUAAGGAGCAAGAGCGAGAGUAUUAGUCUUUCGGCAUAUGAAAAAGAAAGAAAUGUUGUUGGAAAUGUAGUUAAACCAGCAAAGGAUAAAGCACAUGAUCGUAAGCCUAAGAAUAUAAAGGGUCAAGGAAAACCCAAGAAAUCAGGUGCAGGUGGAAAAGGAACAUGGGGUAAAAAUGGAGAGGUUUAUGAAGAAGAAGAAACGAAUCCAGAUGAUCCAAAUUAUGACUCUGACAUAGUGGAAAGUGAUGAUGUUAUCCUUUACGAAGUAACUCCAGAUUUGUCGUCUGCAGAAUUUGAUAAAAUUGUCACUCCAAUUAUAAUGGAAUAUUUUGAUCAUGGUAUCACUGGAGAAGUUGCUGCAUCAUUGGAGGAAUUAAAUAUUACACAUUUAAAGCACAGAAUUGUGCAAUUGGCAGUAAGCUUGGCAUUAGAGAAAAAAGGUGCACAAAGAGAGUUGGUAUCUGUGCUGAUAUCUGACUUAUUUGGGCUACAUAUUCUAGCAGAACCAGAUAUUGAGAUGGGAUUCCAAGCUCUUAUGAACUCAUUAGAUGAUCUUAAGCUAGAUACUCCUGAUGCAGCUCAUGUAUUAGGGCGAUUUAUGGCAAGAUGUGUUGCUGAUGAUUGUUUGAACCCAAUAUAUAUUGAGCAACAUUUAGAACAUCCAGAUGCACUGUCUAAGGUCAGUUUGGAUGUUGCAAACAGCUACCUUCAAAUGAAGCAUGGAUUAGUAAGGUUAGACACAGUAUGGGGUUUAGGUGGUGGUACAAGACCUGUUAAAACUCUAGUAAAAGAAAUUGAUUUAAUGAUCAAAGAGUAUUUGUUAUCAAAUGAUUUAAGUGAAUUUGGGCGUUGCGUUAUGGAUCUUGAUGUCCCACAUUUUCACCAUGAAAUAGUGUAUGAAGCUGUUAUCAUAGCUUUGGAAAGUGGCUCAGAUUAUACCAUUAAAGCUAUUGCAAAUUUACUUCAUCAUUUAUCUGAUGCAACAAUGAUAACUGAAGAUCAAAUGAUUUCAGGUUUUGAGCGUGUUUUUGAUAUCAUCAGUGAUUUGGUUCUUGAUAUUCCUCGAGCUUAUAAGUACUUGGAUAGUUUACUUGACAUGUGUUGUCGCGUACAUAUUAUUCCAUUAUCUUUGAGACAAAAAGCACCCUCAAGGGGUCGAAAACGUUUUGUCAGCGAAGGUGAUUUUGGAAUAUCGACUAAACCUUUAUAGUUGAUGACAGCACAAUUAACAUUUUAUAGUUUGAUGACAGCAUAAUUAACAUUUUGGAGAAUCAUACUUUGUCAUAGUUAUCGUA
Hydra vulgaris (swiftwater hydra) is the source of this 1733-nucleotide messenger RNA. RefSeq names its product programmed cell death protein 4. Lineage: Eukaryota; Metazoa; Cnidaria; Hydrozoa; Anthoathecata; Hydridae. The record is from RefSeq and is a predicted model, not a curated record. Gene Ontology annotation, biological process: negative regulation of DNA-templated transcription. Gene Ontology annotation, cellular component: nucleus; cytosol.